AUGAACCCGUUCAACAUUGGUAGAGGAUGCAAGCGCAAGUCAAAGUCGGUAAAGGUUGAAGUCAAGCAAGAGCCUGGUAUUAAGGAAGAGCCCAACAACGUCAUUGACGUACAACAUCCGAGAGUUGAUGGAAGAUAUCGUGUGAAUUACGAAGGACCGUUUGACUUUGGCAAUGACUUCGAUGAAGUAAAAGAUGAAAUCAAAUGUGAAGAAGAAGAGACGGGCAAAGAAAAGAACUCGGCACCUUGUGAACGAUCGGAUAAAAGCACUGCCAAUGAUGCUGGCAACGAAGAUCCAAUGGGUGACGCAAUCGAUGGGCAACAACCGAAACCAGUCUGCAGCGGAAAGACACGGAAUGCAAGCUCCAAAAGACAAAGCAAACGAACAAUUCCCAGAAAUCAAGCGGCCAAAAAGCAGAAGAAGCACAAAUGCCAUGUAUGCAAUCAUUUGGCAAGCGACAAGUCUAACCUCAAAAGACACUUGCGAAUUCACACUGGAGAAAAGCCGUUUCAGUGUGAUGUUUGUUCGAAGUCAUUUGCACGAAAAGAUGAUUUGAACAGUCAUAAGAAAACGCACGGCCAAUUCCGUUGUUCGAAAUGUUAUCAAGGAUUUGAGCGCGAAUCAGACAAAAUCGAUCACGGAAGGCUAUGUAAUCCCCAGCAAUUCGAAUGCGACACUUGCGGAUAUAGAACAAUCAACAAAUCACAUUUGAUAAGACAUAUGCGGACCCACACCGGGGAAAAGCCGUUCGUGUGCUCAAUUUGUUUCAAGUCGUUUGCAACCAACUUUGAUCUUCAUAGGCAUUCAAUGACUCACAAAGUUGAACUACCGAAUGCUUGUUCGAAAUGUGGCCGACGAUUCGCCGCACCAGAAGAUAAGCAAUCACACGAAACGCGCUGCCAACGAAGUCCAUUUGCAUGUAAUCAGUGUCAUUACAAAACUGUUCAAAAGAGUCAUUUGAAGCGGCACAUGCAAUCAAAACACGGAGCCAAAAGAUCGAUCGAAUGUGAAAUUUGCAGCAAACAAUUCGUCCAACAGAUUACAUUAAAACAGCAUUUGUCAUCAGCACACAAUGACCAAUUCCCUUUCCAAUGCUUCAAGUGCUUCGGAGGAUACGCAACCGAAGAUGAAAAAGAGGUUCAUAAAGAUAGCUGUGGCGACCGUCAGUAUCAAUGCCAUUUGUGCAAAGAGCAUCGCCGAGACAAACAAUGUUUGAAUAUUCACAUGCGAAAAGAUCACACCGGAAUAAUGAACCCAUUCAAAGGUGUUCCUGGUGGACGCAGAAAGCGCAAGUCAAAGUCGGCAAAGGUUGAAGUCAAGCAAGAGCCUGGUAUUAAAGAAGAGCCGAACGACGGUGAUGAUAUCAUGAACAUACCACGACCGAGUGUUAAUGGAAGAUAUCGCGCGAAUUACGAAGUACCGUUCGAUUUUGAGUAUGACUUUGAUGAGGUAAAGAAAGAAAUCAAAUGUGAAGAAGAAGAGACGGACAAAGAAAAGGACUCGACACCAUGUGAACGAACGAAUGGGAGCAUUGUCGACAAAGGUAACAACAAAGAUCAUAUGGGUGAUGCAAUCGAUGUUCAACCACCGCAGUCAGUCGGAAGUAGAAAGAAACGGAAUGGAAGCUCCAAAAGAGGAAACAAACGAGCGAUUCCCAGGAAUCAAGCGGCCAAAAAGCAAAAGAAGCACAAAUGUCAUGUGUGCAAUCAUUUGCAAACAGCGACCAAUAUCCAUUCCAAUGCUCCAAGUGCUUCGGAGGAUACGCAAGCAAAGACGCAAAAAUUGCCCAUGAAGAUGUAUGUGGCCACCGUCAGUACCAAUGCCAUUUGUGCAAAGAAUAUGGGCGGUACAAAUACUUCCUGA
This is a messenger RNA of Sitodiplosis mosellana (orange wheat blossom midge), 1863 nucleotides long. RefSeq names its product zinc finger imprinted 3-like. The record is from RefSeq and is a predicted model, not a curated record. The transcript has 3 exons. Gene Ontology annotation, biological process: regulation of gene expression. NCBI's taxonomy places the organism in Eukaryota, Metazoa, Arthropoda, Insecta, Diptera, Cecidomyiidae. Gene Ontology annotation, cellular component: nucleus. Bases 1 to 1863 code for a protein of 620 amino acids.